AUGUUUGAACUUAUUUUUUUCAUUUUAUUCACCCCUGGAGUCAGUGUAUUUCUUUGUACGUCGUCAGAACUCGAAAUAUCAUAUACUUUCUGUGAUUCUACAGAUCAUGCUUUCAUGUUUAAUCUGACACCUUGCUACAUCAUGAACAGAUCCGUCUGGACAACUUAUCUCACCUGGAUUCCAAGAAGUGACAUCACCUUUUUGAAGAUCGUCUUCAACGUCUGGUUUGAUGGUGCCAAAGCGCUACACUGGAAAGAAGUCCUCUGCAGUGGACUCGACGAUGAAUACUCGGUGUGCGGAAAGCUGAAAGGAGAAACAAUUGCAGCAGCAUUUGACAUUAAAGGUGCAAGAAUAAAGUUCCCAAAGGGCAAUUACUCAAUUAUUUUACAAGGAUUCUCUGAUGAUUCUGAAAAUACUAUGAUCGUUUGCUUGAAUGUCACCAUGAUAGUAAAACAAGACCCUUUCUAA
Opisthocomus hoazin is the source of this 468-nucleotide messenger RNA. It is a transcript of the gene LY96, whose product is annotated as lymphocyte antigen 96. Gene Ontology annotation, cellular component: lipopolysaccharide receptor complex. The record is from RefSeq and is a predicted model, not a curated record. Gene Ontology annotation, biological process: toll-like receptor 4 signaling pathway; positive regulation of lipopolysaccharide-mediated signaling pathway; innate immune response. NCBI's taxonomy places the organism in Eukaryota, Metazoa, Chordata, Aves, Opisthocomiformes, Opisthocomidae. Gene Ontology annotation, molecular function: lipopolysaccharide binding; Toll-like receptor 4 binding; lipopolysaccharide immune receptor activity.